This is a messenger RNA of Prunus armeniaca (apricot), 234 nucleotides long. Lineage: Eukaryota; Viridiplantae; Streptophyta; Magnoliopsida; Rosales; Rosaceae. The record is from the annotation of a GenBank genome assembly.
AUGGGUUUUGUGGGCUUUAUCAAUCAGAUGUUAAUGAUGAAAUGGGAUCAAGGCCCUAGUCUAAUCACAGGCUAUAAGAAGUGUGCGUUGGCCCAAGGUGGAUGCACUUGGAGCUUGGCAAAUGAAGGGUGGGUGUGUGAAUCAUUGAAUAUUGGACCCAUCUAUGGAAUGGAUAUGGACGCAGUGUCUGGGAAAUUUUGGAAGCAUCGGAUAAUGCAAGAGCCAGAGACAUAA